UUUAGGCUAUAUAUAUUUCUUAAAUAGGUUAAAGUCAUAGAGAUUUUUUUAUUUAUUUUUUUUGGGAAUAGCAUUUCGCCCUGGAGCGGUGCGCAAUGCUAUCUCAUGCCGACCUCCUGGAUGCUCGCCUCGGGAUGAAGGAUGCCGCGGCGGAGCUCCUGGGCCACAGGGAGGCUUUAAAGUGCAGGCUCGGCGGAGGGGGACCUGACCCGGGACACUCCGGGGAGCUCGGCCCGGGCCCGGACGGCGUGGAAGGGGCCACGAUGCUCCCGGGCGAUGAUAUCAGCAGCGGCGGCGGAUCCAACGCGGUGCAGGUCAACAGCAAAGAGCAGGAGAAGCAGCAGCAACAGCAGCAGCAACAAAACAACAACAACAACCCAAACCAGUCGGGAGGGCAGCAGACCCAGAAACAGAAGCGGCACCGGACCCGCUUCACCCCGGCGCAGCUCAACGAGCUGGAGAGGAGCUUCGCCAAAACGCACUACCCAGAUAUCUUCAUGCGGGAGGAGCUGGCUCUGAGGAUCGGUCUGACGGAGUCCAGAGUGCAGGUCUGGUUUCAGAACCGACGCGCCAAGUGGAAGAAGCGCAAGAAGACCACCAACGUCUUCCGGGCUCCGGGGACUCUCCUGCCGACGCACCACGGCCUGCCCCAGUUCCCGUCCGCCGCGGCGGCAGCGGCGGCCAUGGGCGACAGCCUCUGCUCCUUCCACGCCAACGACACCCGCUGGGCCACGGCAGGGAUGCCCGGCGUGUCUCAGCUGCAGCUACCGCCGGCUCUGGGCCGCCAGCAGGCCAUGGCCCAGUCCCUGUCUCAGUGCAGCCUCGGCGCCGGGCCGCCGCCCAACUCCAUGGGUCUAUCCAACAUGUCGUCAAACGGCUCCGGGCUGCAGUCGCACCUCUACCAGCCCACGUUCCCCGGGAUGGUACCCGCGUCCCUAUCCGGCCCGACCAACGUGACCGGCUCGCCUCAGCUGUGUAGCUCCCCGGACAGUGACGUCUGGAGAGGGACAAGCAUCGCCUCGCUGCGCCGCAAAGCGCUGGAGCACACAGUAUCCAUGAGUUUCACCUAGUGACGAGGGCCGGCGUGAAUGUGAAGAGCUUUUCUUUCACUCACACAGAGAUCUUCUGCAUUUAGUUCUUAUUCAUCCAGUCCAUCCAAAAGGUGCACCGGGAAAAAUACAACCAGGAUAUCUGUUCACACCACAAACCGCAGAGCUGUACUCCUGGCACUUUUUUUCCUCAUACACCACAAACAAGAGGGAAAACUGAAGCUAUUUAUCAGGCCCGUUGGCCUUUAUCAAGCAUAGGGCUGGCUCUGUUUUAAGCUAUAAGUUAUUAUUUCGCAUGUAGCCUAUGGCGACUAUUUAUUUGUCUAUUUAAAUUAACUUAUUCGUUUGUUGAGUAUUUAUUUAUUUGGCACACGCAGCCCUCGCUUUUAUUGUUGCAGGGCUUUUCAGUGACAUUUGCUUGGUGACUGACGGUUUUUGAAGACAAAUUCUGUGGAUACUUUGAAAUACAAAAACUAGGUUACAGAUUCCCUGUUCAAACCUGCUGCACAGCAUGCAACCUCGUGAAGGCUAAGGGAAGGUGAUGCACGGUGGACGUGCAGAAACACCUGGAAGUUUUAAAAGAGUGAGAACGUGAGAGUCACCAGGAGUAAGAGAGAGAGAGAGAGAGAGGGAGGGGGAGAACUGAUCUGACAGGAAUCAGGACAACAUGGGAAAGAACUUGACUGCAUGUGCUGUCCAAGGCAAAAAAAAUAAUAAUAAAAAAAAUAAGGGAAAUACUAUAAAUUAAGACAUGGAAACUGACUCUAACUAUAAUCUGUUAUAUAGGAUGUUUUUGUGUAGCGGAAGCACUCUUGUUCCCAUUUGGUCAGUUUGUGAUAACUUAUGUUUCCAAAAUUCUGUCUGUGCUUAUUAUCAAAUAUGACUUUUUCUUAAAUGUUUGAACCAUUUUGUUUCAUGGACAUGUUUAUAUCAAUUCAAUGUAAAUGAUCAAAUAAAAAUCAUUUUCAAUU
This is a messenger RNA of Lates calcarifer (barramundi perch), 2020 nucleotides long. It is a transcript of the gene otpa, whose product is annotated as orthopedia homeobox a. The transcript has 3 exons. The coding region runs from base 96 to 1070 and encodes 324 amino acids. NCBI's taxonomy places the organism in Eukaryota, Metazoa, Chordata, Actinopteri, Centropomidae. Gene Ontology annotation, biological process: neuron differentiation; regulation of DNA-templated transcription. Gene Ontology annotation, molecular function: DNA binding; DNA-binding transcription factor activity, RNA polymerase II-specific. The record is from RefSeq and is a predicted model, not a curated record.